Molecule: messenger RNA, 547 nt
Organism: Puntigrus tetrazona (Sumatra barb)
Lineage: Eukaryota; Metazoa; Chordata; Actinopteri; Cypriniformes; Cyprinidae
Product: sarcoplasmic/endoplasmic reticulum calcium ATPase 2-like
Exons: 4
Coding region: 245-532 (95 amino acids)
Biological process (GO): calcium ion transmembrane transport; intracellular calcium ion homeostasis
Molecular function (GO): P-type calcium transporter activity
Source: RefSeq, a predicted model, not a curated record
AAACGCCGUUUCCAUCAUCACUGAACGGGAGAGAAGGACGGCGAAAGGGGUCGACCGUCACAUUUCCAGGCAGGCAGAGGCUUGGACGGAGGAUGAAUGUGAUGUACUAAGCAAGGAUCUUUUCAAUUGGCUUCCACCGACUCUCAGUUCUUUGGGGAGCGAGAAGAAGAUAGAAGAACUCCUGUGUUUGGAUAAGACUCCUGGAAGGUAGAUUCAUUGAGAGGGAUUCUCUUCCCAUCUAACCAUGGAGAACGCUCACACCAAGAGUGUGGAAGAAGUUUAUAGUUAUUUCAGCGUCAACGAGAGCACGGGACUGACUUUAGACCAGGUGAAACGGCAGAGAGAGAAAUGGGGUCCCAACGAGUUGCCUGCUGAGGAAGGAAAAUCUAUAUGGGAACUUGUCAUCGAGCAGUUUGAAGAUUUACUUGUGCGGAUUCUUCUUCUGGCAGCUUGUAUAUCUUUUGUAAGUACAUUUUGGUUAACAUGUUCUAGCAGGUUUCUGCCGUUAUUGUUAUUGUGCAAUAUUCCUUGAGUGCAAAUAGGGUUG